Lycium barbarum (goji berry) is the source of this 1193-nucleotide messenger RNA. Its product is annotated as NAD(P)H-quinone oxidoreductase subunit H, chloroplastic. The transcript has a single exon. Bases 12 to 1193 code for a protein of 393 amino acids. The record is from RefSeq and is a predicted model, not a curated record. Gene Ontology annotation, molecular function: NAD binding; NADH dehydrogenase (ubiquinone) activity; quinone binding. NCBI's taxonomy places the organism in Eukaryota, Viridiplantae, Streptophyta, Magnoliopsida, Solanales, Solanaceae.
GUAAAAAACUUAUGACUGCACCAACUACAAGAAAAGACCUCAUGAUAGUCAAUAUGGGGCCUCAGCACCCAUCAAUGCACGGUGUUCUUCGACUCAUCGUUACUCUAGAUGGUGAAGAUGUUGUCGACUGCGAACCAAUAUUGGGUUAUUUACAUAGAGGGAUGGAGAAAAUUGCGGAAAAUCGAACAAUUAUACAAUAUUUGCCUUAUGUAACACGUUGGGAUUAUUUAGCUACUAUGUUCACAGAAGCAAUAACCAUAAAUGGACCCGAACAAUUAGGCAAUAUUCAAGUACCUAAAAGGGCUAGCUAUAUCAGAGUCAUUAUGUUGGAAUUGAGUCGGAUAGCUUCUCAUUUGUUAUGGCUCGGUCCUUUUAUGGCGGAUAUUGGUGCGCAGACCCCUUUCUUCUAUAUUUUUCGAGAAAGAGAAUUGAUAUAUGACCUCUUCGAAGCUGCCACCGGUAUGCGAAUGAUGCAUAAUUAUUUUCGUAUCGGAGGAGUGGCUGCCGAUCUACCCUAUGGCUGGAUAGAUAAAUGUUUGGAUUUUUGCGAUUAUUUUUUAACAGGGGUCGCUGAGUAUCAAAAACUUAUUACCCGGAAUCCUAUUUUUUUAGAACGAGUUGAAGGCGUAGGCAUUAUUGGGGGAGACGAAGCAUUAAAUUGGGGUUUAUCGGGACCAAUGCUACGAGCUUCCGGAAUAGAAUGGGAUCUUCGUAAAGUUGAUCAUUAUGAGUCUUACGACGAAUUUGAUUGGCAGGUUCAAUGGCAACGAGAAGGGGAUUCAUUAGCUCGUUAUUUAGUACGAAUUGGUGAAAUGACAGAAUCCAUAAAGAUUAUUCAACAGGCUCUGGAAGGAAUUCCAGGAGGGCCUUACGAAAAUUUAGAAAUCCGACGUUUUGACAGAUUAAAAGAUCCUGAAUGGAAUGAUUUUGAAUAUCGGUUUAUUAGUAAAAAACCCUCUCCAACUUUUGAAUUGUCGAAACAAGAACUUUAUGUGAGAGUUGAAGCCCCAAAAGGAGAAUUGGGAAUUUUUCUCAUAGGAGAUCAGAGCGUUUUUCCUUGGAGAUGGAAAAUUCGCCCACCAGGUUUUAUCAAUUUGCAAAUUCUUCCUCAGUUAGUUAAAAGAAUGAAAUUGGCUGAUAUUAUGACAAUACUAGGUAGCAUAGAUAUCAUUAUGGGAGAAGUUGAUCGUUGA